Messenger RNA from Acanthoscelides obtectus, 2997 nucleotides. Lineage: Eukaryota; Metazoa; Arthropoda; Insecta; Coleoptera; Chrysomelidae. The record is from the annotation of a GenBank genome assembly.
AUGGAUCACGUAAAUGUUCGCAAUCGGACUAAACAGUUGAUAUUGUUGUCAAAACUUCAGAAGUGUGAUGAAAAUGAUGAAUCCAGCGAAGAUGAACCAAGCAUUUAUGGCUCAUCGGACUCAGUUGUAGAUCCAAACUAUUCCCCUAGUGAAGAUUCUGUGUCGAGCGAGUUGGACAACGUUCCCACAACCAGCAACACUGAUAAGAAGAAAACACUUCCUAACGCUCAGAGUCCACCGGAAGUUUCAAAUAUUGGUUCAAAUCUCGUAGAACAAUCAAGUAGUUCAGAUUCGGAAGAAAAUCAGAGUAAUGUGGUGCAAGUGGCAGGAUGGACUAUACCACAAGGCCAUCACUUGGUUUUUCCAAAGAAUUUUGUUCAAGACCAAGGAAUUUGUCCAGAAAUAGCAGCUGCCUUGCAAGGAGGUACUCCGUACGAUUUCUUUUCGCUUUUUCUGGAUAACGAAAUUUUAGACCUGAUGGUAGAACAGACUAACCUUUAUGCAACGCAAGUAAUCUGCUCAGCUAACGAUGUUCCACACUCAUCAAGACUUCAUAAAUGGUCUCCUACUGACAGACAAGAAAUGCAAAGAUUUUUAGGCCUAGUCGGAUAUAUGGGUCUUGUACGAAUGCCAACAGUUCGCCACUAUUGGAGCAGAAAACCCCUGUUUCGCAAUGAAUUUAUAUCAAGUGUUAUGAGCAGAAAUCGUUUCGAAUUGCUUCUACAACUAUGGCAUUUUUCUGAUAACCAAAUAUGCCCUGAAGGUGAUCGUCUCUACAAAGUACAGCCCCUUAUUGAUAAACUUGUCAAAAAAUUUCAAACCUCAUAUACUCCUGGUAGUACAGUCUGUGUAGAUGAGUCACUAGUCCCCUUUCGAGGUCGCCUUGUUUUCAAACAAUACAUCCCUCUUAAAACGCAUAAAUAUGGCAUCAAAGUAUUCAAGCUCUGUUCUUCAGAAGGCUAUACUUAUAACAUGAAGGUAUAUUGUGGGAAAGAAAAGGAUGCUGGUGCUAGCGUUCCAACGAAUAUUGUUUUAUCUCUUGCUGAAAAUCUGCUAGAUAGUGGAAGAACUAUCGUUACUGAUAACUAUUACACUAGCUUAGAUCUAGCUAAUAAAUUACUCGAUAGACAGACACAUCUUAUUGGUACCUUGCGAUCCAACAGACGCGGUAACCCGAAGGAAGUUACGCAGAAAAAACUUCAGCGUGGCGAAAUUGUUGCAAGGGAAAAUGAGCGUGGCAUAUGCGUAAUGAAAUGGCGGGAUAAAAGAGACGUAUUACUACUGUCUACUAAACAUACAGAUGUCAUGCAAGAUAUUCAAAUCCGAAAUGAAACAAAAUCUAAGCCUUUGGCUAUUAUUGAUUAUAAUAAAGGAAAAAGUUCCAUAGAUCUUUCCGAUCAAAUGGCAUCUUACAAUUCCGCAUUACGUAAGACCAUCAAGUGGUACAGAAAGCUAGCUAUAGAGGUUCUUGAACAUGGUGCGAACGUACAAGAAGAAAACUGCAAGAGCUUAUCGUUAGAUAAAUCUGUUGAUUUACUAUCUACUACCCCAAAAGCCAUGCCCAGAAAAUCAAAAGUAGGUCGGAAGAAAAGACUUUCCGCAAUUUUGACAGACACUCCGAUUAAAUCUGCUUUAGAGGAGGAAGAAAGGACAAGACAAAGAGAAAAAAUGUGGGAGCAACUAAAAGAAACAAAUCAGAAGUCCUUGUUGGAGUCUAAUGAAAGGAACUUGGGACUUCCUUCCACUUCUAGCUCACAAGCAGGCAACGUUGUUCCCACGUAUCCUUCCCAACCGGGAGCUAGUAAAUACAGUGAUGUGCUGAAAAAACCAGUCAAGAAUGAUUCUUCCGUCCUAAUUAUCAAAUCUUCUUCUGAAGUUGCUAAUUCAAAUCGUAUUAUGGAUGAAGUGACGUCACCGAUUAAUCCUGGUUACUUUGAGAUUAUUUUCGCCUGCAGAUCAAAACGUGAUACCAUGGCGCCAAUCUUGAGAAAAAAAUCAAGCGAAUUGUGGCAAUUUUUUCAGCCGAUUGACGAAAGCUUUGCAAUAUGUAACAUGUGCAAGUGCAAAUUUUCGUACAAAACUAGUACCAGCAAUUUGAAAAAACACAUAAACAAAAGACAUCCCACCAUUACCCUGAAAUCAACAAUCACCGCUAGUGAGAGUGAUACACAUAUAUAUCGCAGUAAGACAGAUAAUGGAGAAUCUAUGGAGAGUGCUGUUGACAAUCACCCAUCUACCUCCAAGCAAAUGAUAGCAUGCCAAGCAAAUGCUCCAAUUAGAAUCACUCAAACGAAAGUUGAUAGUUUUUCAAACAUAUUGCAAACAAAAAUUAGUGCCAGACAGAAAAAUAAAAUUGACAGGAAGUUACUUUAUCUUUGCGUGAAAGAUCUUCAGCCAUUCUCUAUAGUUGCUGAUACUGGCUUCAGGGAAUUCGUUGCAGCCCUCAAUCCAUCAUAUCAAUUGCCAGAAAGGCGCAUCAUUUCAAAAACAUUAAUUCCGGCACUUAAUGAAGAAUGCUUGACCAACACAAAAAACCUGAUCUCAACUGGAAAAACAUUUUGUGUCACAACUGAUGGUUGGACUUCCACAAAUAACACCAACACUAGCUAUGUUGCUGUAACUGCACAUUUUUUAAACAAGGAGUUUAAUUUGAUAUCGGUUCUCCUUGAGUGUUCUGCAUUUGAAAAAGGUCAUACAGCUGAGAAUCUAGCUGCAUUUCUCCUAAAAGCAGCCACUAAGUGGGAUAUACAAGACAAGAUAGUUUUUGCUGUAUCGGAUAAUGCAGCAAACAUACAAAAAGCUUUACAGCUAGUGAAAUGGAAAAAUAUGCGUUGCACACACGCUCAACCUUAUGGUCAAGGAUGGAUUAAAAAACGAAAGGAUCACAUUGAUUUUAGAAAAAGUUCGAGAAAUAGUACGCUACUUCAAGAAAAGUACAAUUUCGAACAACAAACUCCUGAGGUAUCAAGAAAACACGGGAAUCGAAACUCCUCUUAA